GGUGCUGGGAGCUGUCUGCAGAGCACACGAGCUCCCUGACAGCCAGGCGAGAGGGGACCGGAGAGGAGGGACUGGCAGUUCUCCUUCUGCAAGGCAGGAGGGACAGCUGCAGACGCGCUCCACAGCCCACGCCGUUGGGUUAGCUGGGUUAUCUUCACCCCUGGAUCUUGUAGGCAACAGGUACUGGUGAAGCCCCGGUGACAUGGGGAAGUGACUUGCUGCUUCAACAGACUCAUUCGAGGAAAUUGGCUGGUCCCUUCUCCCUCUGAGCUCCUGCUGGACACCAGGCUGCAGGAGGAUGCCAGCCCCACGCUGAGCGCUGAGCGUUCGCUGCACCUCCCGGGUCUCGCCUUUGCCCACGGGCUGACACAAUGCGGUGCGCCGGGGGGAGCGUCCUCCCUCUCACGUUUGUCAUUUUCUUGGGACUUGGGGAUUCGCAGCGAGACUUUGCUGUAAGGUUUGAACCGAGCGCCUCUUACCGAGCUGAACCUGGGAGUAGAGAGGCAACGCGGCCAAGGCUUCGGAGCCAGGGUGCUCCCGUGCGACCCGCGGGCACAAUGUACAACCUGUUCCAGGUGCAGACCCUCCCCUCGGAGUCAGGGCCCCUCCCCGCAGCCCGUCACCUGGACCACGUCUCUGCAGCCAGGAUGGGGAGCCUGAGCAGAGGGGACAGCCGGAGGCAGCGUCCCGAUCAUGGACUGUCCGCUCCCCAGGGUGCUUGGAGCCAGGCCAGCGAUGCCAGAGGGGCUGCAAGCUCCCCCAGCCGGGGCCUCAGCCCCAGCUCUGGCCAGAGGCAGAGGGGGGACCCCUCCCGCCAGCGGCCCAGAAAUGGGCUCAAAGCUCGAAUCGUGCCCCGGGCAAAGGAGCCAAGUGGCGGAGGGAGAAUGAUAGGGCCGAACGUCUGUGGGAGACAGUGUUGCUCAGGGUGGACAAUGGCUCCGGGCACAAACCGGUGCAUCAAACCUGUGUGUGACCCUCCAUGCCAGAACAAGGGCUCCUGCAGUCGGCCCCAGGUCUGUACCUGUCGCUCGGGCUUCCAGGGCUCCAGGUGUGAAGAAGUUGUUCCCGAGCAAGAAUACCAUCCUCCUGGUGCUGCCAUCUUCCAGCCCCCUGCAAGCUCCUUUCGGAGGAGAACCAGCACUGCGGAGAGAGAAGCUUCCCCGAGAGUGGCUCAGGCACCCGUUCCACGGCACUCGCCAGCUGUGACUCAGAGCAGAAUUGGCUCUCCCAUCUCCCCCCAGCACACAGGGCCUUCACGGACUGUCCGGCGCUACCCAGACAGCAGCCGUCACCUCACGUCUAAUGCACUCCCCAGUGGGAAUGGAUAUGAACAGGGCAGCUCUGGACCGCAUGCAGCUUCCCAGGAGUACACGUCUCCAAGAGGGGCCAACCUGACAGAGAAGAUUAGGAAAAUAAAGAUUGUCUUCACACCCACCAUCUGCAAACAGACAUGCCAGAGUGGGCACUGCUACAACAGCUGCGAGAAGGGAGACACCACCACUCUUUACAGCCAAGGGGGGCACAACCAUGAUCCCAAGUCUGGCUUCCGCAUUUAUUUCUGCCAGAUCCCCUGCCUGAAUGGAGGACGUUGUGUAGGCCGGGAUGAAUGCUGGUGUCCCUCUAAUUCCACGGGGAAGUUUUGCCACUUGCCGGCUUCCACUCUGGAAAAGAAGCAAGCAGGGAGAGUGCCAAACACCAUGGCCAGUGGCUCCAUGAAGCACUCUACAUACACACUGCCCCUGUCCAACCAGCUGGCUUCUUUAAACCCUUCCCUGGUGAAUGUCCACAUCAACCAUCCGCCAGAAGCUACUGUGCAGAUUCACCAGGUGGCUAGGGUGCGGGGUGACUCUGAGCUGUCAGAAGAAAACAGUGUGGAGAGAGUGGUGGUGCCUCAACUCGCUGCGGUGCCAUGGUCCACCUACACCAGUGGGAAUGGCAACAACAUUGGCACGGAAAGCAGGCAGCAGCAGAGACCUCCAGGUCUGAUGGGGAGGUGCUUUCGGGAAGCUCUCCAUGGACAGUGCGCUAACCCUCUGCCAGGGCUGACCACGCUGGAGGAUUGUUGUGGCAGUGUGGGGCUCUUCUGGGGUGUGGACAGGUGCCUAGCCUGCCCCCCUCGACCAGCACACCCUGUGAUUGAGAAUGGACAGGUGGAGUGUCCCCAAGGAUAUAAGAGCCUGAACAGGAGCCAUUGUCAAGAUAUCAAUGAAUGCCUGAUGCAGGGCCUGUGCAAAGAUGCUGAGUGUGUGAACACCCGUGGCAGCUUCCGCUGCACCUGCAAACCUGGCACCAUGCUGGACCCAUCCCGCAGCCACUGUAUCUCGGACAAGGCAGUGUCCAUGGAGCAGGGGCUGUGUUAUCGCUCAGCAGUUGGAGGUGUGUGCUCCUUCCCCCUCUCCCAUCGAAUCACCCAGCAGAUUUGCUGCUGCAGCCGUGUUGGCAAAGGCUGGGGGAAGAACUGUGAGAAGUGCCCUGUGCCUGGUUCAGAAGCCUUCAAGGAGAUUUGCCCAGCAGGACAUGGCUACACCUACUCUAGCUCUGAUAUCCGCCUGUCCAUGAGAAAGGCGGAGGCAGAAGAGCUACCGCUCAGCUUGGAAGAGCAAGGGCAAAGCAGCAACUGGACAUUAGAUUGGGCAGGAAGAAGACAGCAACUGCAGGACAGCUUGCGUGGGAGCAUCCUGGAGACCUUCCCCCACCCUGGCACCUCAGCAGGAGAGGGUGAAGUAUCUUCUGCUGGACAGGGCCCUGCUGAUGCCACCCCAGAGCCUGCUACGCACACCGCAGAGAAAGAAGAGUCCCUGCAUGCUCCCCCCAGGCCUGGCACCACUACCCACCACGUUGAUGCAGCUCCAACACAGAUGCCAACACAAGGCUCAGGGACUGGUAGCUGUGCCUCUUCCCCCCUUUCCUGUGGAGAAGGCACUUGUGUGCUCACCGUGGAUGGAUACAGCUGCUUGUGUAACCCUGGCUAUCAGUUGCACCCCAGCCGCCUCAGCUGCAUUGAUGAAGAUGAAUGCCUGAAGGAUCCUUGUGCUGGAAAAGGUCGCUGUAUCAAUAACGUGGGCUCCUAUUUGUGUCUCUGCUACUCUGGGUACACCCUGAUCGUCUCAGAGAACAUGCAGAUCUGUCAGGAUCGGGAUGAAUGUGUCCAGCCCUCCACAUGCCCCGGGCAGCAAUGCAUCAACACUCCUGGCUCAUACCACUGCGAGUGCAAGGAGGGCUUUGUCAUGAACCCCAGAGGACAGUGCGAAGAUAUCAAUGAGUGUGUGGACCCCAGUCCUUGCCCCAAUGGAAAGUGUGUCAAUACCCUAGGGGCCUACAAGUGUGUCAGCUGUCCAGAUGGUUAUCAGCCCAGGAAUGGGAGAUGCAUUGAUGUGGACGAGUGCCUUGUGGAGGGGACCUGUGCUCAUGGACAGUGUGUCAACCUGGACGGCUCCUUCCGUUGUGCCUGCUACCAGGGCUACGAGGUGGCACUUGAUGGGAAGAGUUGCCAAGACAUCGACGAGUGUACAGCUGAGGCUGCCUGUCCCUCUGGACUCUGCCUCAACACUGAGGGCUCCUACUCCUGUGUGGCCUGUGAUUCUGGCUAUGCCGUGUCCAGAGAUGGCAGCAUGUGUGAAGAUGUGGACGAGUGUGAAGAUCCUGCCAUUCAGUGUGUGGGAGGAGAGUGCAGGAACACUCCAGGGUCCUAUCAGUGCCACUGCCAGGCUGGCUUCGAGUUCAUCAACGGUACCAUGUGUGAAGAUGUGAAUGAGUGCCUGAACAGCGAGAUCUGCAGCCCCAAUGGCGAGUGUCUCAACAGUCAUGGAUCCUACUUCUGCAUUUGUGCUCCUGGCUUCUCAAAUACGGCUGGUGGAGUUAGCUGCCAAGAUGUGGAUGAAUGUGCAGACAAGUCCCGGUGCUUGCAAGGCCAGUGCCUGAACACAGAAGGCUCCUACAGGUGUCUGUGUGAAAAUGGGUUCAAGCAUUCCCAGGAGACUGAUGACUGUGUAGACGUGGAUGAGUGUAAAGAAUAUGGGGAUGCCAUCUGUGGCGCAUGGAGGUGCCAGAACAGCCUGGGCUCCUACCGUUGUAUUAUGGGCUGCCAGCCUGGUUUCCACUGGACCCCCCUGGGUGACUGCAUUGACAUAGAUGAGUGUGCCAAUGAGACGCUGUGUGGGAGCCAUGGCUUCUGUGAGAACUCGGAUGGCUCCUUCCUCUGCCUCUGUGACCGCGGCUACGAGAGCUCAUCCUCUGGGCACUACUGCAUUGAUGUGAAUGAGUGUGAGCUGAUGGUUGCUGUGUGUGGGACUGCACUCUGCGAGAACGUGGAGGGAUCGUUCCUGUGCCUGUGCCCCAGUGACCAUGAGGAGUACAACACAGAGGCUGGAGAGCCCCAGCCACGAGCAGCCAUGGAGGGCCCUGAGAGACGCACAGCCCGUCUCCCUGGCAGCGUGGAACGCAAGCAGUGUUACUAUCACAUCAGUGAUGUUAGCCUGUGUGACAGUGUCCUGGCCAAGAACAUCACCAAGGAAGAGUGCUGCUGUACUGUGGGGGCAGCCUGGGGUGACAACUGUGAGACCUACCCCUGCCCCAUCUUAGGCACAGUGGAGUAUGAAGAGAUCUGCCCUCUUGGGAAGGGCUAUGUUCCCCAGGAAGACUUGCUCUUAGGAGAAAUCUCUUUCACAGAUAUGGAUGAGUGUGAGAUAUUCGGCUCUGAAUUCUGCCGCAAUGGACAGUGUUUGAACACAGUGCCAGGCUACAAGUGCUUCUGCCGUACAGGCUACAUCUAUGACUCUAGCAGGCUCGAGUGUGUUGAUCAGGAUGAGUGUCAGAAUGAAGUGUACUGCAUCAGUGGUGAGUGUCUGAACACGGUCGGCUCCUACCACUGCUUCUGCAGCCUCCCCCUUGUGCUGGAUGCAACUGGCAACCGCUGUGUGAACCUCUCUAGCAGGGCAGAUGCCCUGGAUGAGUACGAAAUCCACUUGGAUGUCUGCUGGCAGACUGUCUCUGACUACAUCUGCCAAGAUCUGCUGCACGGGGAGCAGACUACAUACACAGAGUGCUGCUGUCGGCUUGGUGACGCCUGGGGUCAGAACUGCGCACUCUGCCCACACAGGUCCUCUGCUGAUUUUGCUUUCCUGUGUAAUGGGGCCAGUGAAGACAGUGAGAGAGAGGCUGAUCUCCAAGAAAGGCCUAGGUAUGAGUACGGACCAAGCUUGGAAGACUCUCACUAUGGCCUUACCAGUCCAGACAUGGGCCCCUAUUACAACUACUUGGAGUCUGAGUAUGGAAACUCGGAUGCUAGUUUCCCCCGGAGAGAACCCAACAAUGAGUUUCAUGGCAGCCCUCUUCACCAUGGCCCAGUGCAGCCCCUGCCCCGCUACCUGCCCAGCCAAACUGGCCGCUUCGAGGGCUUUGAGGGGCUGCAGGCUGAAGAGUGUGGGAUUCUCAAUGGCUGCGAGAACGGGCGCUGUGUACGCGUCAGGGAGGGCUACACCUGCGACUGCUUUGAUGGCUUCCAACUGGACAUGACCCGCAUGGCCUGUGUGGACAUUAACGAAUGUGAGGAGGUGAGCGGCCCUGAGCCCCUGUGCCAGGGUGGCACGUGCGAGAACACAGAGGGCUCCUACCGCUGCCGCUGCUCACCGGGCUACGUGGCCCUGGCCCAGCCCCACCACUGCGUGCCCCAGACAGCCCAGAGCCCAGCCGCAGCAUAGCUCUAGGAGAGCUGCAGGUGAGGGUACUCCCUUCCAGCACUCUGCUCUGGUACCUGGGAUCCGGCAGCACAGAGAAAGGCCCCUGGGGCUCUGGUUGCUUUAAGGCCCUUCGCUCUUUCCCCUCCAAAGCACACAGCUUCCCUGCCACCUCUCUCCCAGCGGUGCCUGCAUGUGUACAGGCCAGGGCCAAGCUCCAAGCCUCUGCAGCCCCUGUCCUUCCUGGCCUGCUCACUACUAGCUCCUGCUUGUGCCACAGCAGAGCCCUCCCCAGCCUCCCCUUGCCUGGGCUACAGACUCCCAGCACUCCUUGCACCACUUCCCACCACAGAGGUCUGCAGGACAUCUUCCCCUACUGCACAGACCCCGUCUCCUUCCCUCACUGGGCAGAGAAAUUCGAUUCAUCCUGCCGCUUUCCCAAGUGAGCACCAUGGCUGCACUGACCCAGCAACAAGCCUCACCCCCCACUACAGGUGCUCACCCCCUUGUUCCCCAUGAAGCACCCUGCCCAAGGCCAGAGCAUUGUGGGGGGUCAAUCCCAGCUUUCUAAAGCUGCUGCCUAACCUUAAGAGAUGGUGAGGUGGCUAGCUGGUUCCCCACAGCCAUCUCUCCCUGCAGCCAUCCCAGGCGCAUCCUUACCCUUGCACUUUGCCUUCGUGCCUUGCGCUGGCUGGGUGGGUAGGAGGGAGGGCAGUUCCAGCCUAGUUUCUGUCAAGUUGUUGGUGACUUUUUUUAAGUGAGUCUGCUGGAAACUUCUGUCAUGUUGUUAAAUAAAACAUUUAUUUUGGGCCCUGUGCCUCAAGACA
This is a messenger RNA of Struthio camelus australis, 6502 nucleotides long. It is a transcript of the gene LTBP2, whose product is annotated as latent transforming growth factor beta binding protein 2. The record is from RefSeq and is a predicted model, not a curated record. Lineage: Eukaryota; Metazoa; Chordata; Aves; Struthioniformes; Struthionidae. Gene Ontology annotation, molecular function: calcium ion binding.